Orbicella faveolata is the source of this 2657-nucleotide messenger RNA. Its product is annotated as E3 ubiquitin-protein ligase TRIM71-like. The record is from RefSeq and is a predicted model, not a curated record. Lineage: Eukaryota; Metazoa; Cnidaria; Anthozoa; Scleractinia; Merulinidae.
AGACCCCAUUGCUGAAUUCGUUUACAACUGCAAGCCCUCCCUGUCUUCCGACUUUCAAUAAUCAUGGAUAUAAAAACCUUGCUAAACAAUCUUCAUGAAGAAGUAUCCUGUUCUGUGUGCAUGACAACAUUCACAGAUCCGAAAAUGCUGCCAUGUUUACACAGUUUUUGCCUUCACUGCUUGGAAGGAAUUCUACGAACGAGUGGCCGCCAUGAUGUCAUUAAAUGCCCGGAAUGUAGAAGGGAGAGUAGAGUCCCUGGCAGUGGAAACUUAAAUGAUCUGCCGACCAACUUUCGUAUUAACAGUUUGCUAGAUGUGUUGGCCAUCCAAGAGUGUAGCGCUACAGGUGUCAAAUGUGGAAACUGUGACAAGGAAAGCUCCCGCAGUUUCUACUGCUUCCAGUGUUGUGCAUUCUGGUGUGACGACUGUAUCACUGGGCACAACAUAAUCCGAGCAAAUAAAGAACACCGAGUGUUGGCGAUUAAAGACUUCCAAGAUCAAGACAUCGAGGACGUGUUAAAGCGACCAGCAUUUUGCAGAAAGCCAGGACACGACAGGAAAAAACUGAAAUUCUUUUGUGAUGACUGUGCGGAAGCCAUUUGCAACUCUUGUGUUGCAACCAUUCACGACGGCCACGUCAAAAUACUUUUGGAAGAAGCGGCGAAUGAAAGAAAGGCAGAAGCGAAGUCUGUGAUUGAAUCUCAAAGGAAAAUGGCGCAGCAGAUGCGAAAUAAAAUCUUUCAGAUUGACCAGAAUUGUGCAACAAUUCAAGGAAGAGUCGCUAGUGUGAAGAGAAGCGUGCAGCAGUUUGCUGAUAACAUAUUUGCUGUUAUCGAAGCGAAAAAAGAGGAGAUCAUUCAUAAAGUUGAAAAUCAAGGAAAACAAUCACUCCAGCGACUGGGAACACAAAGGAAUGAGAUUGAACAACAAGCUCAAAAGAUUGAGAAAGGAAUUGAAAAAACUGAAACACUUUUAAAGCGAAGCACAAGCCCCGUGAUAGCACAGUUAGAUAAGACAUUGAAAACAAUCUUUCAGGAAGGAGUCAGGCUUGAAGGAGAACAAGUCGACUGUGACCUUGAAGGUCUUCGUCAAUUUAUUUUCGUGGAAAACGAAACAUUGCUAGAGAAAGCAAUCACUGAAGGAAUCGGCUCUUUCAAAACCUUCCUUUCCAAGACUAGUGCGCAGCAAUCAAAUGCCGAAGGAAAAGGAAUCAAUGAAGCUGUCGUCGGACUUGAAGCACAGUUUGUUUUGACAACAAGAAAUGCUGAAGGAGAGCAAUGUUAUGACGAGCGUGCCAGUGUAACAGUGCAAAUCAGACAUUCGCAAGGACAGGGCUGUGCGACGAAAGCGCAGGUCCAAGAUAAUAAAGACGGCAGCUACAAGAUCACUUACUUUGCCAAAGAAACUGGAAAAUGCGUUGUAUCAGUAAAAGUAAAUGAGGAUCACGUUCAUGGCAGCCCUUUUGCGGUUCAGAUCAAACCCAGACAGUUCAAACCCGUGUUGUCGUUUGGACGACAAGGCUCGGCUGUUGGAAUGUUCAGUCAGGCCUGGGGAGUGGCAGUGAAUGAACGUAAUGAAAUUGCAGUGACUGAGGUUGGUAAUAACAGAGUCCAGCUGUUCAGUAGUGAUGGGACUUACUUAAGAUCGUUUGGUACAAAGGGUGAUAAACAGGGAGAAUUUAACUUUUCUUGCGGAAUAGCUUUUGAUGUAAAGAAUGAGAAUAUUUUUGUGGUGGACAGUAGUAACCACCGUGUUCAACUGUUCAGUGAGCAGGGUAAGUUCCUCAACCAGUUUGGUGAACGAGGAAAUCUUGAUCAUCAGCUUCAGUAUCCCUGUGGUUUAUCUAUAGACAGUGACGGGAAUGUUAUUGUCACUGAUUUAGGUAACAAAGUAAUUAAGAUAUUUUCUCCUAGUGGUCAGUUUUUACGUAAAAUUGGCGGGAAGGGAUCUUUCAAAAAACCCUGGCACUGUGUCCAGUAUGACAACUUUCUUAUAGUAUCAGAUAGCGGAGAAAAUUCAAUUAAAGUGUUUUCUAGGGAGGGAGAAUUUUUGUACAAAUUUGGAAAGAAGGGGAAGGGAGACGGGGAUUUCAAUACACCUCGUUGCUUGUCAGUUAACAAGGCAGGACACCUGAUGGUCUGUAGUGAACAGAAUCACAGAGUUCAGGUGUUUGAACUGAAUGGAAAGUUUCUCACAAAGUUUGGAACACGAGGGAGCGGGAUAGGAGAGUUAAAUAACCCAGUCUCUACAGCAGUUCUUAGUGAUGGUAGGAUAGUUGUGUCGGAGUUCAGUAACAAUCGCAUUCAGAUCUUCGAGUAAAUCGACAUGAUGUAAUUAAUUUGAGUUGAUUUUCCGCGAUACGCUUUGUCAUAGUUUCAGUUCAGUUUGAAAUUUCGCGCCAUUUCUUUAUCGUGAGUAGUGUGAUCUGCGCUAAAUCGCGCAGAAGAGUGCACGCUUUAUUUUUCGUUCUAGCACAUUCCUGGAUUAUCAGCAAUUUUAUGAUUGAGCCAUUUAUUCGAGUUUCACUAAGUAUAGCGUAAUAGUAAGUCAUGCCUCCGAUUCUGUGAUUUAACCGAUUGUAAGGAUUCAAAGUGUUUAUAGCUGGUUUUCACUUGACGUCAUUAAAAUUAAAACGACAAAACUAUUGAUCUUCCUGA